This is a messenger RNA of Acomys russatus (golden spiny mouse), 2211 nucleotides long. It is a transcript of the gene Traf3ip3, whose product is annotated as TRAF3 interacting protein 3. The transcript is spliced from 16 exons. Lineage: Eukaryota; Metazoa; Chordata; Mammalia; Rodentia; Muridae. The coding region runs from base 299 to 2086 and encodes 595 amino acids. The record is from RefSeq and is a predicted model, not a curated record.
UGACCAGAGACAGAGCAGGAGCCGGGCACAGAGCUCUAUCUUGUGCCAGGACAGGCAUCGAAGUCCCAACAGAGAAGCCCAGGGGCCUCUGCCUGCAGAGUCCGUGCAGCCUACGAACAAGCCUGAGAGCUCAGAGCCAGCCGGUGCCUGCUGGUGGGGGAGGCUGGCUACUUCCUCUCAUCACCCAAGGACAGAAUUCCUGGGCAGUAGGACAAGCAGGUCAGAGAGAAGAGGCGGCAGCUUCCUCCAUCACCCCAGUCUGACUCCGGAGGGCACAGGAGGCAGGGUACAAUUUCUGAUGCUAGAGUGUAGCUCAUCUGAGUCCAGCCUGACUCUACCAGGCUGCCAGAGGCCAAAGUCCAAGUCCACAGCAGAUCCGAGCAGCUGUUGGAGGAACUGGAAGCCAAGCACAACAGGUGCUCAGGAGGUCACCAUGAUCAGCUCAGACCCCAGGUCCUCCCCUGGCUUGGCUCGGUGGGCCGAGAGCUACGAGGCCAAGUGUGAGCGACGUCAGGAGACCCGGGAAAGCCGCCGCUGCCGGCGCAACGAGACCACUUGCCGCCAGCCAGGGAAGGUGCUGAGGACCCAGCACAGGGAACAGCUUCAGAGAGCUCGGCAGCUCCAGUUCCUCAGAAGGAGAAACCUGGAAGACGGGAAGAAAGGCCAGGCCAGGGAGCAAGAGCCCUCCAGCCAGACAGAUGGAGGGACGGGCCAGGUGGUGGUCCUCAAGGAGUCGUUGCCUGGUGCCCACGAGACCCCUUUCCCCGGACAGCAGGUAACAGGGACGAGCUCUGAGGUUUUAUCAAACCAAUGGCAUUCCUCCUCAAGCAUCCAGAGGCAUUUGGAUGGCCACCCCUCCUCACACGGGAGAGCCCUCCAACCACAGGACUCUGCCACCAAGAAGCCACACACACAGCACCGGGGUACCCAGACAAAGGCAGAAGAGUCACGGCCAACAAUGAAGAAUGACGCCAGCCAGCAAACCAAUGGAGUUGCCGUCCUAGACAAGGACAUCAUUCAACUAUCUGAGUAUCUCAAAGAAGCCCUCCAAAGGGAGCUGAUCCUAAAACAGAAAAUGGUGGUUCUCCAGGACCUGCUGCCUGCCCUGACCAGGGCCUCUGACAGCUCCUGGAAGGGACAGCUUAAUGAAGACAAACUGAAGGGCAAACUAAGGUCCCUAGAAACCCAGCUCUACACCUGCAUGCAGAAGUGCUCGCCCUGGGGAAUGAAGAAGGUGCUGCUGGAGAUGGAAGACCAGAGAAGCAGCUUUGAGCAGAAGGCUAAGGAGUCGCUGCAGAAAGUGCUGGAGGAGAAGAUGAGUGCGGAGCGGAAGCUGCAGAGCUUGCAGCUGUCCCUGGCUUUGGCAGAGCAGAAGUGUAAAGAGUGGAAGAGUCAGUACGAGGCUCUUAAGGAGGACUGGAGGACGCUAGGGGACCAGCACAGGGAGCUGGAGAGCCAACUGCUUGUGCUUCAGUCCAAACUACAGGGAGCAGACAGCAGAGACUCACAGAUGAACCAGGCCCUGCGACAUUUAGAAAGUGAGCACCGGGAGCUGCAGGCCAAAAUCAAGCACCUGCAAGGGGACAGAGAGCAGCAGAGCUCUGACAGCCAGGGCCUACAAGAUCAACUAAAGAAGUCAGAGGAAGAGAAACAGGCCCUGGUGGGCAGAGUACAAGAGCUGCAGAGUCUGCUCCAGAGUCAAUCCUUACAACUUCAAGAACAGGAGAAACUCUUAAAGAAAGAUCAGGCUUUUCCUGUGUCAAACCCAAAGCCCUCCCUUGAUGAAGCAAACCCAGAGAAUGCAAGGAAGGAGAAAGUCAAGGAUCCCAGAGGCCAGCUACAAAAGGAGACAUCUAGGCUCCAGGCCAAGGAAAAGGAGUGCAGAGAGCUGCAUUCAGAGUCAGACGCCCUCAGUGAGAAGCACCUCUCCUGUCUGCGAGAGCUACAACACUGUCAGGACGCGCUGAGCCACCGCCAGGAGCCGCAUCCCAGACGGCAGAGAGGCCAGUGGCUCCCAGUGCUGCUCCUGGUGAUUGCUACAGCACUGGCAGUGUUCCUGGCAAGCAAGGGCGACGUGCUGAUCUGAGGAGUUGCCGGCAUCCACUGGAGUAAAAAUCCGAAGCAAACAACUCCAUGAAAAACUUGAGCUUUGGAACCUCACAAGUUAGGUUUUCAUCCCAAGUGAAUCUGGGCUCCUAGUUGUAUUUUUGU